This is a messenger RNA of Aspergillus candidus, 585 nucleotides long. RefSeq names its product Rho family GTPase RHO1 (gene rho1). The record is from RefSeq and is a predicted model, not a curated record. Gene Ontology annotation, biological process: small GTPase-mediated signal transduction. Lineage: Eukaryota; Fungi; Ascomycota; Eurotiomycetes; Eurotiales; Aspergillaceae. Bases 1 to 585 code for a protein of 194 amino acids. Gene Ontology annotation, molecular function: GTP binding; GTPase activity. The transcript has 5 exons.
AUGGCCGAGAUCCGCCGCAAGCUUGUUAUCGUGGGUGACGGUGCCUGCGGUAAGACCUGUCUGUUGAUUGUGUUCUCCAAGGGAACUUUCCCCGAGGUCUACGUCCCCACCGUCUUCGAGAACUACGUCGCCGAUGUCGAGGUUGACAACAAGCACGUUGAACUCGCCCUGUGGGAUACUGCUGGCCAGGAAGACUAUGACCGUCUCCGUCCCCUCUCCUACCCUGACUCCCACGUCAUCCUGAUCUGCUUUGCGGUCGACUCGCCCGAUUCCCUCGACAACGUCCAGGAGAAGUGGAUCUCCGAGGUCCUCCACUUCUGCCAAGGUCUCCCCAUCAUCCUGGUCGGUUGCAAGAAGGAUCUUCGUUUCGACCCCAAGACCAUCGAAGAGCUGCACAAGACUUCGCAGAAGCCCGUCACCCCUGAGCAGGGUGAGGAGGUUCGCAAGAAGAUCGGUGCCUACAAGUACCUGGAGUGCUCCGCACGAACCAACGACGGUGUCCGCGAGGUCUUCGAGGCUGCCACCCGGGCUGCCCUCCUGACCAAGAGCCAUAAGAGCAAGAAGAGGACGUGCCUGAUCCUGUAA